Arabidopsis thaliana (thale cress) is the source of this 904-nucleotide messenger RNA. RefSeq lists its product as uncharacterized. The transcript is spliced from 2 exons. Bases 88 to 660 code for a protein of 190 amino acids. The record is from RefSeq and is marked reviewed. NCBI's taxonomy places the organism in Eukaryota, Viridiplantae, Streptophyta, Magnoliopsida, Brassicales, Brassicaceae.
GAUCUUAUCCUGUCUUUUCUCGUACUUCAAUCUCUCUUUCUCUAUCUCGAUCCUGUCGUGUUCGUACUUGAUACCUGAAGUCCGCUAAUGUGUAAAAUCGAAGACCGCGAAGAUCCUCGUCCUUAUUACUUCUACUCCAUAUCGGAGCCAGUGGAAGUAGAAGAAGAAGAGGAGGAGGAGUCCGAGUCCGAUGGUGAGUUUGUCGCCGAUCUGGAGCCUGGUCAUCAACUAAACCCAUUAACUCUAGAGAUGUCUCUUGAAAAGUUUGAAGAAAGUAUUUGGAAUGCAAUAGAAUACGUCAAGGACACGGAAGGACUUGGUCGUUCCUGUGCUGAUCUUCUAGAAUAUGUUGAAAGUAUUUAUGAGUGCUUUUAUAAGAUUGAUAAAAGGUGGAAGGAAGUUGGUGAUUCUAAAGGAUUCUCCCUACAACCUUCUACACUUGGAGAAUUAACAUUUGACGAACUGCAAAGUUUUACCCUAGAUCUACUAAAAAAGGAGGUAGAUGAUUACUAUAAUGCUCUUUGCGAUUUUGUGAAGCCUUUUCCGCUUUCGCCUGAUAGGGAGAAAGAACUCGAGAAGUUGAGGCGUGCUAUAAAUCAUCAUGGUAUCCAGUUGGGACCUGCUUCUUACGAGACUACUGAACCCGAUGAGGACGAGUGACAAAGGUGAUGAUGAUGCCGACGACGAGGAUGAUGCAUAUAAUCUAACGUUCAUAUAUGAAAAGUUAAGUUGAAUGCUAAAUAUCCUUAAACCUAAUUUACUUGUUCGUGUUAUUAAGUUCGAAUGCUACCUAUGUUAAUGCAGCUAGACCUUUAUUUAUUGCUGUUAUAAUUAUAUUGUAAUGCUAAAUAUUUGGAUCUUUAUUUAUUAGUGUGUCGUGAUUGAUUAUUGAAAAAUUGUUUGU